AUGUUGAAUAGCUCCACACCAUCAAGAGAUUUUGAUGGUUUAGUAGGGAUGAAAGCUCAUAUGGAAGACUUAGAACCGUUACUAAGCUUAGAUUUGGAUGAAGUAAGGAUGAUUGGGAUUUGGGGGCCACCUGGGAUUGGUAAGACGACCAUCUCCAGAGUUCUGUUUAACCGAGUCUCUAACAGAUUCCAACUUGCCGCAAUCAUGGUUAAUAUCAAAAGCUGCUAUCCAAGACCUUGUUUGGAUGAUUAUAGUGCAAAAUUGCAACUACAAAACCAAAUGCUGUCCCAGAUGAUCAAUCAGAAAGAAAUCACGAUAUCUCAUUUAGGGGUGGCAAAAGAACGGUUAAAAGACAAGAAAGUGUUACUUGUUCUUGAUGAUGUGGAUCAUGUACAACAACUAGAGGCCUUGGCGAAAGAAAAUCAAUGCUUUGGUCCUGGAAGUCGGAUUAUAAUCACAACAGAAGAUCAAGGAAUUUUAAACUCCCAUGGGAUCAAUCAUAUAUACAAAGUGAAAUUUCCAUCAAAUGAUGAGACUUUUCAAAUCUUUUGUAUGCAUGCCUUUGGUCAGAAAAACCCAUAUGAAGGCUUCUAUGAGCUUGCUCAGGAAGUUGCAUACCUUGCUGAUAAACUCCCUUUGGGAUUGAAGGUUCUAGGCUCCGCUUUGAAAGGAAGGUCCAAGCUAGAGUGGGAAAGGACACUACCAAUGUUAAAGACCAGUCUUAAUGGAGAAAUAAAGAGCAUUAUAAAGUUCAGUUACGAUGCCUUAGAUGAUGAAUAUAAAUAUUUAUUUCUCUAUAUAGCCUGCUUUUUCAACGACGAAGAUCAACAUAAAGUGGAAGAGAUUCUUCCAAAGAAGUUCUUGCAUGUGACGAAAGCUGGUAUUCAUGUCUUAGCUGAGAAAUCUUUCAUAUCUUUUGACAAUAUUACCGGAUAUAUACAUAUGCAUGCUGUGCUAGCACAAUUCGGAAGAGAGAUUUCUCGUAAGCAAUUCGUCCACACUGAUCAGAACUCAAAAUAUCAGCUUUUGAUUGAUAAAAAAGAUAUCUCUGAAGUGCUUAGUAAUGAUAAAACUGAUGAUAGACGGUUUAUAGGCAUGCAUUUAUCUAUGACUGAGAAAGAAUUGAAGAUAAGUAAGAAAGCACUUAAAAGAAUCUUUAUAAACCAAUCCUGUCAUCAUUUUCUUAUUGUUUCAAUGCAGCAACUUAAAAAUCUCAAGUGGAUGGAUUUGUCUUUUUCUAAAGAUCUGAAAGAGCUUCCCGAUCUUUCAACCGCAAUUAAUCUUGAAGAGUUAAAUCUCAUUUGUUGUGGGAGUUUAAGGAAGCUUCCUUCUUCUAUUGGGAAUGCAACCAAUCUCCAGAAAUUAGACCUCUCUCAAUGCUCAAAGCUGGUGAAAAUCCCUUCUUCUAUUGAGAAUUUGACCAAUCUCCAGAAAUUAGAUCUCUCUAAUUGCUCGAAUCUUGUGGAGCUUCCCUAUAUUGGGAAUGCAACUAAACUCGAGAAGUUGAAUCUUUGGAAUUGUUCAAGUCUUGUGAAACUCCCGUCUUCUAUAAAUAAUGCGACUAAACUUGAGGUAUUGAAUCUCGAUAAUUGCUCAAGUCUACUAGAGCUCCCUGCUAUCGAGAAUGCGACUAAACUUGAGGAAUUGGAUCUCAAUUAUUGCUCAAGUCUACUCGAGCUCCCUCCUUCUAUUGGAACUGCCAAAAAUCUCAAGUAUUUGAAUGUUAGUGGAUGUUCAAGUCUCGUGAAUCUCCCCUCCUCUAUUGGAGAUCUCACUAAUCUCGAUUAUUUGAAUCUAUCUCACUGCUCAAAUCUGGUGGAGCUUCCUUCUUCCAUAGGGAACCUUCAGCGAUUGCGUUAUUUGAGAAUGAGAGGAUGCUCAAAGCUAGAGGCUCUUCCAACCAACAUCAACUUGAAAUCUCUCGGUAUUCUUGAUCUCACAGAUUGCUCGCAGUUGAAAAGUUUUCCUGAGAUCUCCACAAACAUUAAGGAGCUGUCGCUCACCGGAACUGCAAUAAAAGAAGUUCCUUUGUCGAUCUUGUCGUGGUCUCGUCUUUCUUAUUUCCGUAUGUCAUACUUUGAAAGCCUCAAGGAAUUCCCGCAUGCUCUUGACAUCAUCACGGAGCUGCAGUUGAACGAAGAUAUACAAGAAGUUGCUCCAUGGGUCAAGGAAAUGUCUCGUUUACGUGAACUUGGACUCCACAACUGCAAGAAUCUGGUAUCACUCCCCCAAUUUUCAGAUUCCCUAUGUGACAUAGAUGCAGACAAUUGUCAAUCCCUUGAGAGGCUCGAUUGUUCCUUUAACAAUCCAGAGAUCCGUCUUAAGUUCAGGAACUGCUUCAAACUGAAUCAAGAAGCCAGAGAUCUCAUCAUGCACACAUCCACUUCUAGAUAUGCGGUGUUACCAAGUAAACAAGUGCCUGCCUGCUUCAAUCACCGAGCUACUGCUGGAGGUUUAUUGACAAUCAAGUUAAAUGAGUCGCCUCUUCCUAAAUCUUUGAGAUUUAAGGCUUGCAUCAUGCUGGUUAAUAUUAAUGAAGAAUCGGUUGAUGAUUCGAUGCAUGUAGAUAUUGAAAUCAUGGACAAACAGAAUGAUCUCAAAGUUCGGUGUACACCAAGCGGCCAUUACAUAUAUCGAUUUUUAACAGAGCAUAUCUACAUAUUUGAAGUUGAAGCAGAGGAUGUGACUUCCACCGAGCUUCUCUUUGAGAUCGGAAUAGGCUAUAAUAAGAAGUGGAAGAUCGGAGAAUGGGUAUCUCCGAGAAAGGAUUUGCAAUUUUUGAGAAAGCCUCUGGAUGCACAAGAGGGCGUUCUUGGUGACCUCAGCGUUGUUGUCACUCGUUCUUUUGCCUUGAGGGCUGUUACGAUCACUCUCCCCGCUGCGUGGUACUGUAUGAAUUGUGAGAGAUCAAAGCAUGCCACCGCCAAUGAUCUUGGAUCACUUGACGUGUCCAGCAUCGUGAGGAGGAUCGGACCCUGA
Messenger RNA from Capsella rubella, 2979 nucleotides. RefSeq names its product probable disease resistance protein RPP1. Gene Ontology annotation, molecular function: ADP binding; protein binding. Gene Ontology annotation, biological process: defense response. NCBI's taxonomy places the organism in Eukaryota, Viridiplantae, Streptophyta, Magnoliopsida, Brassicales, Brassicaceae. The record is from RefSeq and is a predicted model, not a curated record. The coding region runs from base 1 to 2979 and encodes 992 amino acids. The transcript is spliced from 5 exons.